UGUUUAUCUUCAGCUUAGUGGUGGACGCUCUUCUACCCCCCCACCCCCCCGGGGGAGUAGUCAAAGCUUUUUUUCCAAGCCAACAAUGGAGUCGGAGCUCCAAAUUCCUUCACCUGCUGCAAUCGUUUCCUUCUUCCUCUUGGUAGUUUGCAUAUUUUGGAGAUUUAAGACCAAAAAUCCAAACUCAAAGUUGCCUCCCGGGCCACCUAAGAUACCUAUCCUUGGGAAUAUGCACCAGAUUGGAGCCAUGCCUCAUCAAAACCUGGCGAAAUGGGCAAAGAAAUAUGGGCCUCUAAUGCAUCUAAAGCUUGGGGGACUCUCAAGCAUAGUGGUAUCCUCUCCUGAAAUGGCCAAAGAAGUGAUGAAAACCCAUGAUAUCAUCUUUGCAAAUCGGCCUUAUGUUCUUGCUAUGGAUAUCAUCACGUAUGGCUCCAAGAGCAUGAGCUCCUCUCCGUAUGGGAGUUACUGGAGGCAGAUGAGGAAGAUUUCCACCUUUGAACUUCUGACGCCGAAGCGUGUGGAAUCUUUUCGACCCAUUCGGGAAGAAGAGGUUUCAAAACUUGUCAAGGAGAUAGCUCUGAGUGAAGGGUCAGUAAUCAGUCUUACGAAGAAGGUCAAUUCAAUGGCCUAUGGCAUGACCGCUAGGAUAGCUUUUGGAAGGGAAUGUAAAGAUCAGGAAGCUUAUAUAGAACUUAUGAAGGAAGUUCUGAAGUUAGUAGGAGGGUUCUCUCUGGUUGAUUUGUAUCCAUCCAUUGGAGUUCUUCAAGUAUUGACAGGUUUAAGGUCUAAGGCUGAGAAGGUUCAUCAAGAAAUGGACAGGAUACUUGGGAGCAUUGUAAGAGAUCACAAGGACAGAGAUACACAAACAGAAGCAAUCCAUGAAAAAGCAGAAGAUAUCGUUGAUGUUCUGCUGAAGCUUCAGAAGCAGGACAACCUUGAACAUCCUCUGUCUGAUGAAAUGAUCAAAGCAACCAUUUUGGACAUAUUCAAUGCUGGAAGUGAAACUUCAUCAAAUACCAUAGAGUGGACAAUGGCAGAGUUGGUAAAAAACCCAAGGGUAAUGGAGAAAGCACAAGCUGAGGUGAGAGAAGUCUAUGAAGGAAAAGGUUAUGUAGAUGAAGCAAGUGUUGAUGAACUGAAGUACUUGAAGUCAAUCAUCAAAGAAACAUUGCGUAUGCAUCCUCCGGUUCCAUUGUUACUCCCAAGGGAAUGCAGUGAGAGCUGUGAGAUUAAUGGGUAUGAGAUUGCACCUAAAAGCAAGGUGAUGGUUAAUGUAUGGGCAAUAGGGAGGGAUCCUGAGUAUUGGCUUGAAGCUGAGAAAUUUUACCCAGAAAGAUUCAUUGAUAGCUCAGUGGAUUACAGAGGAGCAGAUUUUCAGCUCAUUCCAUUUGGUGCUGGAAGGAGGAUGUGUCCUGGCAUAACAUUUGGUAUUGCUAAUGUUGAACUUUCACUUGCAAAUUUGCUAUUCCAUUUUGAUUGGAAGAUGCCUAAUGGGGAAAAUCCUGAAGAUCUAGACAUGAAUGAAUCCUUUGGCUUGUCUGUAAAGAAAAAAUAUGAUUUGGAGCUAAUUCCUGUAAAGUAUGGCUCAUCUGCAAUUUAAGACUAUAUAGUAAAUUUAAGCCAUCUGAGACCAACUGAUAAGGAUGAGGUGGAGUAUGGUAGAGGGUUGGAGUUUAAACCCUGACGAUGUGUGUGUGUGUGUGUGUGUAAUCUGUGCAAUUAAUAAGUUCUUGUUGUCACCAAGUA
This is a messenger RNA of Prosopis cineraria, 1746 nucleotides long. Its product is annotated as desmethyl-deoxy-podophyllotoxin synthase-like. The transcript is spliced from 3 exons. Gene Ontology annotation, molecular function: oxidoreductase activity, acting on paired donors, with incorporation or reduction of molecular oxygen; monooxygenase activity; heme binding. Bases 86 to 1600 code for a protein of 504 amino acids. Lineage: Eukaryota; Viridiplantae; Streptophyta; Magnoliopsida; Fabales; Fabaceae. The record is from RefSeq and is a predicted model, not a curated record.